AUGGCCAACUCAUCAGCUACCAAGCAUGCUUUCAAGAGUAUAUUGGCCAGCCUCCCUAAGCCUGGCGGUGGUGAAUACGGCAAGUUCUUCAGCCUUCCUGCACUAAAUGAUCCAAGGAUUGAUAGGCUUCCCUACUCUAUACGUGUUCUCCUGGAAUCAGCUAUCCGCCAUUGUGAUAACUUCCAAGUUACAGAGAGUGAUGUCGAGAAAAUCAUUGAUUGGGAGAACACAUCUCCAAAGCUGGCUGAGAUACCUUUCAAGCCAGCGAGAUGCAUUCUAAUGGACAACACUGGAGUCCCAGCAGUUGUAGACCUUGCAGCUAUGCGUGAUAUGAUGCCAAAGUUGGGUUGUGAUCCCUACAAGAUCAAUCCAUUGAUUCCGGUGGAUGCUGUUAUUGACCAUGCGGUGCGAGUGGAUGUAGCAGGGACAUGUGAUGCAUUGGAUAGAAAUGAAGAGCUGGAGUUCCAGCGCAACAAAGAAAGGUUUGCUUUUCUUAAAUGGGCAUCCAGUGCUUUCCACAACAUGCAGGUUUUCCCCCCUGGUUCUGGCACUGUACACCAGGUAAAUAUUGAGUAUCUUGCCCGAGUUGUCUUCAACGAAGAUGGCAUUCUGUACUUCGACAGUGUGGUUGGCACAGACUCACACACCACUAUGGCUAAUAGUCUUGGAGUUGCUGGUUGGGGAGUAGGUGGUAUUGAAGCGGUUGUUGCAAUGCUUGGACAGCCAAUGGGCAUGGUUUUGCCUGGUGUGGUUGGAUUCAAGUUGAGUGGGAAGUUACGGGAUGGUGUCACUACUACUGACCUUGUUCUUACUAUGACCCAAAUGCUAAGGAAGCACGGUGCUAUUGGCAAAUUCGUUGAAUUCUAUGGUGUUGGUGUGGGCGAGCUAUCUUUGCCUGCCAGGGCCACAAUCGCCAACAUGUCUCCAGAAUAUGGAGCUACCAUGGGCUUCUUCCCUGUAGACAAAGUAGCAUUGGACUAUCUCAAAUUGACAGGCCGAAGCGAUGAAACUGUGUCGAUGAUUGAAGCAUACCUGCGAGCUAACAAGAUGUUUGUGGAGCACCAUGAGCCUGAGACAGAACGAGUUUACUCUUCACAUCUGGAGCUGGACCUUAGUGAGGUGGAGCCUUGUGUUUCAGGCCCCAAAAGGCCUCAUGAUCGUGUCCCUUUGAAGGAAAUGAAGUCAGACUGGCAUGCUUGCCUGGACAACGAAGUUGGUUUCAAGGGCUAUGCAGUGCCAAAGGAACAGCAGGGUAAAGUUGUGAAAUUCGACUUCCAUGGACAGCCAGCUGAAAUCAAGCAUGGCAGUGUUGUUCUUGCAGCAAUAUGUAGCUCCACAAACACAUCGAAUCCCAGCGUCAUGAUUGGUGCUGGCCUUGUGGCAAAGAAAGCCUGCGAAUUGGGACUUGAGGUGAAGCCAUGGGUAAAGACAAGCCUUACCCCUGGAUCUGUGGUUGCUACUGAGUACUUGAAACAUAGUGGCCUUCAAGAUUAUCUGAACCAGCAAGGUUUCCAUGUCGCUGCGCAUGGCUGUGCCACAUGCGUCGGCAACUCUGGCGACCUGGAUGAAUCUGUAUCAGCUGCUAUCACAGAAAAUGAUAUCGUUGCUGCUGCUGUGCUGUCGGCCAACCGAAACUUUGAAGGCCGCGUGAAUCCUCUCACUCGGGCUAACUACCUCGCCUCGCCGCCUCUUGUUGUUGCCUAUGCUCUUGCCGGCACUGUUGACAUGGACUUUGAGAAAGAGCCUAUUGGAGUUGGAAAGGGUGGCAAGGAAGUUUUCUUGAGGGACAUAUGGCCCUCAAACCAAGAAAUCGAUCAGGUUGUUGAUUCCAGCGUGCAGACUCACUUGUUCAAGAAAGUGUACGAGUCCAUCAUGGAACGCAACCAUAGGUGGAACGAGCUGCCGGUUCCAAAGGAGGCGCUGUACCCAUGGGACGACAAGUCCACCUACAUCCGCAAGCCCACAUACCUCGACGGCAUGUCCAUGUCACCACCCAGCCUGCCCAAGGUGACGGAGGCCUACUGCCUGCUCAACCUUGGGGACAGUAUCACCACGGACCACAUCUCCUACUCGGGGAAGAUCCCCGAGGGCACCCCUGCGGCCAAGUAUCUGCUCGAGUAUGGCGUGGAGCCCAAGAACUUCAGCUCCUAUGGUGGCCGCCGUGGGAACAAUGAGAUCGUGAUGAGGGGAGCGUUUGCCAACAUGAGGAUCGUGAACAAGCUUCUUGAUGGCAAGGCUGGUCCCUGGACGAUCCAUGUUCCUACCGGGGAGAAGCUCUAUGUCUUCGAUGCCGCAAUGAAAUACAAGUCGGAAGGUCAUGAUAUGGUCAUUAUCGCUGGUGCUGAGUACGGCAGUGGCAGCUCUCGUGACUCUGCUGCCAAGGGACCAAUGCUACUGGGCGUCAAGUCGGUGAUUGCAAAGAGCUUCGAGCGGAUCCACCGGAGCAACUUGGUGGGAAUGGGGAUCAUUCCUCUCUGCUUCAAAGAAGGCGAGGACGCCGAUUCACUUGGCCUCACUGGACACGAGCGCUACACCAUCCACCUCCUUACCAGCAUCUCCGAGAUCAGUCCUGGCCAGGACGUGACAGUCACAACCCACGACGGCAGAUCCUUCACUUGCAUUCUUCGCUUGGACACACAGCUUGAGGUGGCAUACUUCAGCCACGGAGGCAUCCUUCCCUACAUGGUCCGCAACCUGGCAGCACAGAUGAAAUAA
Miscanthus lutarioriparius is the source of this 2715-nucleotide messenger RNA. NCBI's taxonomy places the organism in Eukaryota, Viridiplantae, Streptophyta, Magnoliopsida, Poales, Poaceae. The record is from the annotation of a GenBank genome assembly.